Molecule: messenger RNA, 1875 nt
Organism: Seriola dumerili (greater amberjack)
Lineage: Eukaryota; Metazoa; Chordata; Actinopteri; Carangiformes; Carangidae
Gene: ephx5
Product: epoxide hydrolase 1-like
Exons: 10
Coding region: 180-1586 (468 amino acids)
Biological process (GO): arachidonate metabolic process; epoxide metabolic process
Molecular function (GO): epoxide hydrolase activity
Source: RefSeq, a predicted model, not a curated record
AAGGCAAACUCAUAUCUGAUUUAGGUUUCCGCUUCACUACUCAACCGAGUGUGUGUUGAUUUUGCACACCGCUGAAUCCUGUAGUCCUGUUGGUAGAAAAUUUUACAGACACACUAUAAAACAGGCAAAAAGGUCUAAAAAAAAGAAAAAGGACCUGUUGGCGCUCACCUUUGGACACAAUGCUAAGGCUGCAGGUUUUGAAGGAAACUUUCUUUGGCUUGGAUGCUGCCCAACAGCAGCUUGUAAUAGGGACAGCUGCGGCAGCAGGCGGGAUACUUGCAUACGUAGUACACCAAAGAAGACAUGUCAAAAGUAUUCCACUUGGUGAAGGGUGGUGGGGAACAGGAGAGAAACCGCUGAUAGAGGAUGAUAAAAUCUACCCCUUUCAUGUGCAAACCUCAGAUAAAGAGAUUGAGGACCUUCAUGAGCGCAUUGACAGAACCCGAUAUACGGAUCCUUUAGAAGAUAGUGGCUUUCACUAUGGUUUCAGUUCCACUUAUCUGAAGAAAGUGGUUUCCUACUGGAGACAUGAGUUUGACUGGAAAAGUCAGGUGGUAGUGCUUAACAAGUAUCCACAUUUCAAAACUAAAAUAGAAGGUUUGGAUGUGCAUUUCAUCCAUGUGCGGCCACCACACCGUGAGAAUCAGAAGGUUCUGCCUCUCAUGCUCGUUCACGGCUGGCCUGGCUCCUUCUACGAGUUCUACAGAAUUCUGCCACUUCUCACAGAGAACCAGGAUGGUGUUGUGUUUGAGGUCAUAUGCCCAUCUAUUCCUGGCUACGGUUUCUCAGAAGCCCCUCAUAAACAAGGAUUUGACAGUCUCGCUGCUGCCCGAGUUUUCCUGACACUGAUGGAGCGUUUAGGUUUCUCCCAGUUCUAUCUGCAGGGAGGAGACUGGGGUUCCCUCAUCACUACCAACAUGGCACAGAUGAAGCCUCAGUGCGUGAAAGGUCUCCACUUAAACAUGUUUUCGUCAAGAAGGGGGUUCAGAGUGCUGUUGUCCCUCAUGAUUGGUCCUUAUCUGCCCUUCCUGGUGGGCUUCAGUCGGGAAGAUGUCCACCGGUUGUUCCCUUUCUUUGAGAAGAAUGUCUGGGGCAUCCUGAGGGAAACAGGCUACAUGCACAUUCAGGCCACUAAACCAGACACUGCAGGUUGUGGAGUUAAUGACUCUCCUGUGGGUCUGGCUGCCUACAUUCUGGAGAAAUUCUCCACCUGGACUGAUCUUGGGAACAGAGAUCUGGCCGAUGGUGGACUGGAGAGGAAGUUCAGUCUGGAUGACCUCUUAACAAAUGUCAUGAUCUACUGGACCACAGGCUCCAUAGUCUCCUCCAUGCGCUUCUACAAAGAGAACUUAAAGAGUAAUCCUGAAAAAAGACUGGAUGGAAAGACAGGGAUAUUUGUGCCCACUGGACUGGCUGCCUUCCCUGGGGAGCUGAUGCACUGCCCUAAAUCGUGGGCACAAAUGAGGUAUAGAAACAUCUACUCCUACACUUUCAUGCCUCGAGGUGGUCACUUUGCUGCCUUCGAGGAGCCUCAGCUGCUGGCCAGUGACCUUGUUCAGUUUGUCAGAAAAGUGGAGGAGUUCUGAAGAACAUCAAUGUAAUUAUGGUAUUUUUUUUUUUUUAUGAAUGCUGUUGUUUGAUUUUUAGUGAUCACUCCAAAUGGGACAUGUAUACAAAUUCUUGUUUCUAUGAUCUCUCUCACGCCACAAUUCUUCUUAUUGCUUGAUGUGCCUACAUUGCUGAAAUCAUUUAAGUCUAAGGUUUUCUAAACAUAUUCAAAGAUGAUCCUGUCCAAUGUGUCCACAGGGUGGAUUAAAGAAAGUAAUAUAAUGCAUCAAACCUCUCAAUUUAUGUUCAUUAAAAAUAUAUUACACC